Molecule: messenger RNA, 1425 nt
Organism: Aspergillus tanneri
Lineage: Eukaryota; Fungi; Ascomycota; Eurotiomycetes; Eurotiales; Aspergillaceae
Product: PCI domain protein
Exons: 2
Coding region: 1-1425 (474 amino acids)
Biological process (GO): cytoplasmic translational initiation
Cellular component (GO): eukaryotic translation initiation factor 3 complex; cytoplasm
Molecular function (GO): translation initiation factor activity
Source: RefSeq, a predicted model, not a curated record
AUGCCGGCCCCCACUACUACCCUUCUGAUCGAGGGCUCCUUCAGCGAACUCGCUGAUGAGUUUGCCCAGUACAUCGAUGCUCUGCGCAAGGCCGAAGGCACCACUAUCCAGGCCGAAAUCUCCCCACUGCUGGAGCCCCUGCGUCAGCAGGAACAGACUGAUGCUCAGCCCGAUACCAAGCAGCGCGAUGAGGUUCUCAAGAAACUGGUUUCGGCGGCGGUUGUAUUGAACACAGCGCCUGAAAAGGAAAUUACGCCUUCGUACAAUCUCCUCGUUCACCUCGUCCAUCAGGCCUCUGAGCCGGACAUGUUCCUCUCCCGCAUUUGCUCCUAUCUCGCCAAACCCAUCACCUCCUCCGCCCAGUUUGGCCCCUCGCUUUCCAUCUCGAUCCUGUCUACCAUCUUCAAUACCCUCGCCCCUACCGACUCUAGCCGCUUUCACGUUCUCUUGGCCAUCGUCGCCGUCAUCCGUCAGUCCGGCUCCGCCAUCGCCUUUGAAGCUCUGAAGCCCCAGUUGACAGCCCAGCUGCCGACCUGGCUAUCUGCCUGGGAGUUGGAUGAGGACGAGGCCCAGCGCCUGCAUCUCGCCGUGGUCGAUGCCGCCCAGGCCGCGGGAGACCCCGAGCUGGCUCAGAGGCACAUCGUGCAGGCUCUGCAGACCAUCCCUGCCGCGCAGGCCUCAUCCAAGGAGGCCCGCGAUUUGGCCGUCCGUGCUUUGACUUCCGCCCUCACUCACCCUGGUGUCUUCGAUUUCACCCCCCUGACGGCCUCCGAUGCGGUCCAAGCCCUUCGAUCGAGUGACAGCACCCUGUUCGAGUUGUUGGAGAUCUUCACCGCCGAUACCCUCGAUGCCUACGAGGCCUUCAUUGCUACCACUCCUUUGUCCACUAUCUCAGACGGUGUGCUGGCCGAGUCUGGCGAGGCCUUGCAGAACAAGAUGCGUCUCCUGACCUUGGCCUCACUGGCUGCGUCGAUCCCGUCGCGCUCUCUACCCUACUCGACCAUCGCUACCGCCCUGCGGGUGCCCGCCGACGACGUUGAGAAGUGGGUCAUUGAUACCAUCCGUGCCGGCUUGGUGGAAGGCAAACUAUCUCAGCUGCGUUCCGAAUUCCUAGUGCACCGUGCCACUUACCGAGUCUUUGGAGAGAAGCAAUGGGCCGAGGUGCAGGGCCGCCUCAUGGUCUGGCGCCGCAGUCUGGAACGCGUACUGGGAGUGGUGCACAGUGAGCGCGAGCGGUUUGUCCGGGAGGGACUACAGGCGGCUGCGGCUGCAGAGGAGGCUGCCCAGGGAAACAAGGGUGAUAAAGGUGGCAAGUCCGGUGAUCGACGACAGCGCCAUGGAAACAGCCAACAAUCUCAACAGCAGCAGCAGCAGCCGCCGCAAUCUCAGCCUCAGCCUCCGGCAGAGCUGGUCGGCGCCGAGUAA